UUAAUAUUUAACGUAGUUUCAGCUUUGUGAAAAAUUUUGUGAAAAAAAAAUCUAUAAAAAUUUUGGAAAAUUAACCUCAUUCGGGAAAUUGUUAUUUGGAUAAAAGUAUUUUGAUCUGGCAACGUUAAUUGUAACACCUACCCUGCUUUCGGCAAAAUCUUUUCUUUUAAUUAUAUCAAAAGUUUCUGAUUUCAUUGCCACAAGAGGACUUUCAGCCCGACGAUCCCAAGAUGGCAUCUCGAAACACGCCGCCCACGCAUUCCGGAAAGUGUUCCAUGAAGGGCAGCGUCAAAGAAAAUGUUCCUCAGUCCCUCGACGCUGCUGUAGCAACCACUGCAACCGCUGCUGUUCCGUCUGCAACUACUGCUGCCUCUUCUGCAAAAACUGUUACUAACGCAAUCCCGCCAAUAGAGAAAAUCCAACCAGGAGCUAGUUUGCGCAGAGCUCCAGUAACCAGCAGUUCAUCCAGCUCACAGUUAUCUGUGGUGAUAGAGGAGCGACUUGACGAUCGCGACAGCAUUGAACUUUUUUUUAAGAAAUUUGACGAAAUGAGAUCCAGAGUGGAAGCUAUUGAACGGUUCAAUGAUAUGAACCUUCGAGUCACGGCAGGCCUUGUUGUUGCUGGUGCAGUAGCGAUUGGACUCGCUCUCUGCUCUUUAUUAAAAAAAUGACCGCGAAAUAUUUCGUCACCAGGCUCGAUCAUCAACUCUCAUUUUUUUAGUUUAAAAUUAUUUAUUAACCAAUGUUCACCGAAAACUAGUCACAAGCAUUCUAGCAAAACUUCGAAGCUUCACAGCAAUUCUUCAUUUCAUGGACAUUUAUUUCGUCAUUCCAACGUUUGUACAAUUAGCAACUGUUUUUAACACCACAGGUUUUAUUCCACUUACAUGAAAACAAAAAAGUUGAAACAUGCUCUUUUUGACAAUUUAUUAUUGAAACAAAUAGUUAAAAGAAAUAUUUAUUUUAAUUGUUGGGCCAACCUCUUUAUGUUGAAGACCACUUCAUGCAAAUAUUUUCAAAUAGUCGUUAUUAAAACAGUUCAGUAUAUCUUAUUCAGAUUUGUAAAAACGAAGUAAUUUGAAAAGUCAGUGAUAAAAUAAUUUAUUACCAAUAACUCCAAACAUA
Molecule: messenger RNA, 1125 nt
Organism: Helobdella robusta
Lineage: Eukaryota; Metazoa; Annelida; Clitellata; Rhynchobdellida; Glossiphoniidae
Exons: 2
Coding region: 231-671 (146 amino acids)
Source: RefSeq, a predicted model, not a curated record